Molecule: messenger RNA, 183 nt
Organism: Cavenderia fasciculata
Lineage: Eukaryota; Evosea; Eumycetozoa; Acytosteliales; Cavenderiaceae
Exons: 1
Coding region: 1-183 (60 amino acids)
Source: RefSeq, a predicted model, not a curated record
AUGGCAUCAUUGGUUCCAAACACCAUAUGUGACAACACAAAGAAAGAAAGAAUGAAUGUCCAUCAAGAUACAAACAAACAAAAUUGUCAACCAAUCGUUGCUGCACUACGCUGUUGUUGCUACACUAGAAAUAUGUCUAGAUCUGUCGAUCAUGAUCAAGCCAAACCAACAAUAGUAUUAUAA